CACUGUAGAAAUGAAGUGAACUACACUGAAAGUGAACUGGUAGAGCAGCUCCUGUGAAUGGAGUGAGAGAGACUGACAGACUGAGAGAGUGUGGUAGAGCGAGGUAGACACAGACGGAGAGAGAGAGAGCGAACGCGAGCGCGCGCUGGAGCUCCAGCGAGAGAGAGAGGGGGAGUGCGGUAGAGCGGUGUCUGUCGCGCGGUCUGUCGGUAGAGCAGCUCCGGUGAUCCGGUGAUCCACUGAUCUUUAGGCUCGUCUGUGUGUUUCUGUCGGAGCUGCACCGGUGUGUUUCCACGCAGGUCUCACGCGUGUUGCUCACUGCCGGCGUCCGUGUGCGCGUGAAGAUGCUCUAGACACGUCUGCGUUUGCAUCCGCCCGCGACCUCUGACCCCUGAAGCCGAACGCUGACCCGUGCCUGGCUGGCGCCCACCGCGCUCCAGAACCAUGUGAGGGCUUUUCAGUGCGUCGUUGAGUGGACUGGAGCACUGCCUGUAACCCCGCCCCAGUUUAUACAAGCCCCGCCCUCCCUUUAGCCCCACCCCUGACUCUGAAGAAACUCGCCAUGAUGUUCCGGGACCAAGUGGGGAUUUUGACGGACUGGUUUAAGGGCUGGAACGAGUGCGAGCAGACGGUGGCGCUGCUGUCGCUGCUGAAGCGCGUCUCUCGGACGCAGGCCCGCUUCCUGCACAUCUGUCUGGACCACUGGCUGGCCGACUGUACCGAGAUACACAUACUGGAGGCGGAAGCAAACAAUGCAGCGAUCGUCAGUCAGUGGCAGCAGGAGCCGAAGGAGAAAGCCGUGUCGCUGCUGCUCUCCCAUCUCCCCCUGCUGCAGCCGCGCAACAGCGAAGCCAAGUGUGAAUACAUGAACCUGCUGCAGAAGGUCUUGAGCCACACCAUCGAGAGCAGCCUGUUCGUGGAGGAGAGUCGACAGCUGCUGUCCUACGCCCUCAUCCAUCCCGCCACCACCCUCGACGACCGCAACUCUCUGGCCAUGUGGCUCAAUCACCUGGAGGAGCACCUGUCCUCGCGGCCGCCUCCGCCCGGCCCCUACCAUCACGCCCGGCAGGGGUCCGACGAGUGGCCGUGUUCGGCCGAGUCUCUGGAGCCGUCGUACGGCUGGCAGGAGAAGCUGCCGUCCACCUGCAGUUCGCCGGCCGGACAGAACGGACACAUGGCUUUCCCCGGAACGGGCGGAGUGACCUCACCUGUCAACAGCAGCACAGCAGGACUGGCUGGUCAGGUGCAGCCGAGCCCACUGAAGCCCUCCAUGUCACUCACCCCCGCCAAUCAACCGGCCUGUAGCUCUGAUUGGCUGAGCCAGGAGGAGGGAGGCGGGUGUCAGGGCGUGUCCGGAGCGGAACACGCCCCUCUGUCGCCGCAGAGCAGCGUCGCGUCGUCAGGCAGCGAACAGACGGAGGAGCAGAGCAACACACGCAACACUUUCCAGGAGGACGGCAGCGGGAUGAAAGAUGUGCCGGCCUGGCUCAAGAGUCUCCGUCUGCAUAAAUACGCGUCACUUUUUUCUCAGAUGACGUAUGAAGAAAUGAUGAUUCUCACAGAACAGCACCUGGAGUCACAGAACGUGACGAAAGGAGCUCGACAUAAGAUCGCUCUGAGCAUACAGAAACUCAGAGAACGACAGAGCGUCCUCAAAUCUCUUGAAAAGGUGAUGAAUGAAUCUGAAGGAUCUGCGUUUGUUUUCAUCCGUCUUGAAUGGUCUGCUGAUCAUAGAUUGUGUUGUCGGUUUCAGGAUAUUCUGGAAGGCGGGAACGUUCGGAAUGCUUUACAAGAGCUUCAGCAGAUCAUCAUCACGCCAAUCAAAGUUUAUACCCCGCCCGCUGUUGCCCAGAAGGAGGUGGAGCCUGGAGUUACACCUGCCGAUAAAGCAGCCAAUCCCGGUGAAGAGAAGGAAAGCGAGGCCUUCCAGACCCACAAUCCUCCAGCGUGUGACGGAGAAUCGCCGUCCGCACCCAUCGGUGACGGAGACAUCGCGGGACAGUUCACGCGUGUGAUGGGGAAAGUCUGUACGCAGCUGUUGGUGUCCAGACCGGAUGAGGAGAACAUCAGCUGUUACCUGCAGCUCAUUGAAAAAUGUCUGACACACGAGGCGUUUACAGAGACGCAGAAGAAGCGGCUGUUGUCGUGGAAACAGCAGGUGCUGAAGCUGCUCCGCCUCUUCCCACGGAAGACCAUGAUGGACAGCAGCGUGUACCGGAGAGGGUGGCAGCAGUACGGAUCCAACUCUCUGCCCACAGCUGGAUCUGUGAGCGCAGGUUUGGGCAGACGGGGCCAGAGGCCCUUCCAGAUGCCCCCGCGAGGAGCUCCUCCGCCCGGCCGCAUGGGGCUGAUGAGUGCCGGCGGUCUGACCGGAGCGUCGCCGCGACACACGCUCGCUAACCCCGCCGCCGUCAGCGCGCAGGGCCGACAGAACCUGUGGUUUGGGAAUCCUGGAGGCAGUAACAGCAUGCCGAGCCAGAGCAGAAGUUCGGUGCAGAGAACUCAUUCCCUUCCUGUUCACACGUCUCCUCAGACCAUGCUCCUGUUCCAGCAACAAGAAUGCCAAGUUCCGGGGACGGAUCUGGAGAUCAACCCCACGCUGGAGUCUCUAUGCCUCAGCAUGACAGAGCACGCCUUAGGAGACGGAAUGGACAGAACGUCGACGAUAUGAGACUGCAUCCGGGGGAGGAAGUGAAAGAACUCUGCGCUUCUCCGUCAGCGGGCGGUCGGGCCGGCGCUCCAGUAGCCCAGCACACACACGCAAACAACACGAGUCACUACAGACCACACACAACUAACUGUGUAUACGUUCUCUAAUAUUUUUCUACUUUAUUGUACUUAACUAAGUUUAUUAUAAAGGAAAUACAGAAACUAUUGUAUCGCGGAAGGGAGAGCAGGACGGAGGAACGACGUGGUGCUUACGGUCCGAGCGAGACCUCCUGCCGAGCCGCGGUCAGUAGCCGUUCGUUAGCCGAUGGCCGUUUACAUCCGCUUCCCGCGUCCAUCCGCCCGCAUGAACUCUCGCCCCCCCGCGACGGACUUCCUCCCGCGCUUUUCUGCGUUUGGACGGCGGAGAGUUUACGCGCCGUCGACUCCACGCGUCCCCGUGUUUCUCUGUUAUGAUGCGUUCUUAUUUCUGUCCAGGUACAAGAGGUUUCUUAGCACUUAUACGUAAGAUGUUUACCAGGGCGUCACUACAGCCGUGAGCGUUUCCUGUCGCACGCAGAUUUUGUAAAUACGCAGGUAUAGGAAAAUCAGAAUAUGACCCGAGAGACUUUAUCCAAAUGAUUUUUAUACGCAGAUCUAUGAAGUAAAGGCGCGAGGCGCGGCCGUCGAGAGAUCGAGCUGUGCUCGUCUGUUGCUCCGCCCCUCCGUGACCGACAGGGACGUCCGCCGACGACAGACUCCGCCUCGUACCGACUGAUGCAAAAACCCACCCUUCAGAUUCCAUUUCCUCAUCAUCAUCAUCAUCAUCACCUUUGAUUUCCUCCCGGCUUCACAGAUUCGACCGAUCGCACCGGUGCUUCUAAACGGCAGAUUUCUGUUGAUUGUUUGUGGUGUGUUUUCUGUUCGAAUGGUACAGUCUGUGAAAAUCCCAUUCGGCCUUACGGAGCAUCAGAGCGCUGUGUGUGUGUGUGUGUGUGUGUGUGUUUUUUACGUCUCUCAGACGCUGCUCUAUAUCUAGUAAAACUUUACUGACUGAAAAACAGGCUUGUUUGCAUUAUUUGUGUAAUGAUUCGGUCUGUCGCGUCACUGCCGUGUGUUUGUAGAGCUCAAUCGCAUGAAACCGCUCAAGAACACGUCCUGCUCACAUCAGUCUAAAAUCACGAAGAUAAAUGUUUUUCAUAAAGAAAAAGAAGCCUGUUUUAUAUGGAAUCUUGUUUCCGCCGUGGCAUUAUCUUGCAAUUCUGACUACUUUUUUCAGAAUUGUGAUAUAUAAACUCAUAAUUCUUUUUUUUUUUUUUAAUCUGUGGUAAAAAAAAAAAAACAAUAACAA
Molecule: messenger RNA, 3997 nt
Organism: Labeo rohita (rohu)
Lineage: Eukaryota; Metazoa; Chordata; Actinopteri; Cypriniformes; Cyprinidae
Product: protein Smaug homolog 2
Exons: 12
Coding region: 563-2671 (702 amino acids)
Biological process (GO): nuclear-transcribed mRNA poly(A) tail shortening; regulation of mRNA stability; negative regulation of translation
Cellular component (GO): P-body
Molecular function (GO): mRNA binding; protein binding; translation repressor activity
Source: RefSeq, a predicted model, not a curated record